Ilex paraguariensis (yerba mate) is the source of this 2307-nucleotide messenger RNA. Lineage: Eukaryota; Viridiplantae; Streptophyta; Magnoliopsida; Aquifoliales; Aquifoliaceae. The record is from the annotation of a GenBank genome assembly.
AUGAAGAUAUGUAAGCUCAGGCUCAUUUCAAUGGUGACACUGCUGACCUUCUAUGGUGCGAGCGUGGUUGCAGAAGAGAACCACCAGCUGCAGAAGACUUAUAUUGUUCAUAUGGACAAAUCCAUCAUGCCAGAGAGCUUUGAUGAUCACUUGCAGUGGUAUGCCUCGUCUUUAAGGUCGGUAUCAGACUCUGCUGACAUGCUUUACACAUACAGCGUUGUUCAUGGCUACUCCACAAGGUUGACGGCUAUAGAAGCCAAGUCACUUGAACAGCAGCCAGGGACUCUUUCAGUCCAAGAAGAAGUGAUAUACGAGCUUCACACGACCAGGUCACCUAAGUUUCUUGGACUCGAUGAGACAGAAGCACUCUUUCCUGAUUCAAACUUGGUAAGCGACGUCAUUAUUGGCGUGUUGGACACCGGUGCGUGGCCGGAGAUACAAAGUUUUCAUGACACCGGUCUUGGCCCAGUUCCCAGGAGCUGGAAGGGUGUUUGUGAGACAGGUAAGAAUUUCAACUCGUCUAGUUGUAACAGAAAACUAAUCGGGGCCAGGUUUUUUUCCAAAGGGUAUGAAGCAACUUCGGGACCAAUUGAUGAGACAGUAGAAUCAAAGUCACCGAGGGAUGAUGAUGGCCAUGGGACACACACUGCAACUACGGCAGCCGGGGUAGCUGUAGCUGGAGCAAGUCUCUUUGGUUAUGCUGGGGGAAUAGCCAGAGGGAUGGCUACACAUGCCAGAGUGGCUGUGUACAAAGCAUGUUGGCUUGGUGGAUGUUUUAGCAGUGACAUACUUGCUGCAAUGGAUAUGGCAGUUGCAGAUGGUGUAAAUAUACUCUCACUGUCGCUAGGCGGUUCAAUAAGCGAAUACUUCAGAGACACAGUCGCCAUUGGAGCAUUCGCGGCAAUGUCACACGGAAUCUUUGUGUCAUGCUCAGCUGGGAACGGCGGGCCUAGUUCUGGAAGCUUGUCUAAUGUGGCUCCAUGGAUAACUACGGUGGGUGCUGGAACUUUGGACCGGGAUUUUCCGGCAAAUGUUAGACUUGGAAAUGAAAAAAAUUUCCCUGGUGUAUCACUCUACAGUGGAAAACCGUUAUCUGACUCCUUAGUGCCACUGGUAUACGCUGCUAAUGUCAGUAACGCAUCAACCGGCGAUCUGUGCGUACCAGGUAGUUUGAUUCCGGGGAAAGUUGCUGGUAAAAUUGUGGUCUGUGAUCGAGGUCUGACUUCCAGGGUUGAAAAGGGUUUGGUUGUAAAAGAUGCUGGUGCAGUAGGGAUGAUCCUAGCAAAUACCGAGUACUAUGGAGAAGAGCUGGUUGCCGAUGCGCAUCUCAUACCUACAGCAGCUGUGGGCCUAACAACUGGUGAUGCAAUAAAGAAGUACAUAUCUUCGGAAUUGAAUCCAAUGGCCACAAUUGCAGGUGGGAGCACCCACUUGGGUAUCGAACCAUCGCCGGUCAUUGCAGCGUUCAGUUCCAGAGGUCCAAACCCAGUCACGCCAGAGAUACUCAAGCCCGAUUUAAUAGCGCCAGGAGUUAAUAUCCUGGCCGGUUGGACCGGUAAGGUUGGGCCUACUGGGUUAGAGGAAGACACUCGGCAUGUGAGCUUCAAUAUAAUCUCCGGAACGUCAAUGUCAUGCCCACAUGUAAGCGGAUUAGCAGCACUACUGAAGGCAGCCCACCCAGAAUGGAGCCCUGCCGCCAUCCGGUCAGCACUCAUGACCACAGCUUACAGCACAUACAAAAAUGGCAAAACCCUUCAAGACGCUGCAACUGGAAUGUCGACAACACCAUUUGAUUAUGGGGCUGGGCACGUGAACCCAGUAUCAGCUCUUGAUCCAGGCCUUGUCUAUGAUGCCACAGUUGAUGAUUACUUGGGCUUCCUUUGCUCCUUAAACUAUACUUCAAUUCAGAUCAAGCUUCUCUCAAAACGUGAUAUCAACUGUAAGAUGGGAUUUGAUAAUGUUCAGAACCCGGGAGAUCUUCCUUAUCCAAGUAUUGCUGUAGCCCUGCAGACAGCCUCCGGCAGAAACGGUGGCAGCAGAGCACCAACCAUAGUCAAGUUCACAAGGACUUUGACUAAUGUGGGCAACCCAGCAGUGUACAAGGUUUCAGUGUCUUCAGAAACAAAGGCAGUGCGGACAUUGGUUGAGCCACAAUCACUGACUUUCAGUAAUCUAAAUGAGAAGAAGAGUUAUACCGUGACAUUCACUGCUAGCUCAAUGCCAUCAGGCACAACCAGCUUUGCUCAUCUGGAAUGGUCAGAUGGAAAACACAUCGUCAGUAGUCCAAUUGCUUUCAGCUGGACCUGA